Arachis ipaensis is the source of this 856-nucleotide messenger RNA. Lineage: Eukaryota; Viridiplantae; Streptophyta; Magnoliopsida; Fabales; Fabaceae. The record is from RefSeq and is a predicted model, not a curated record.
CUUUAUGGAUUAAGCUUAUCCGAAACCGAAGACGCUGCCUACUGCUUCUUCUUUUAGCGGUGACCCACUGCAAAAACUUCUCGAAACACCCUUGGUUAAGUUUUUUCGAAUCCCUCGAAGACCGUAACUUGUCCACUCUCCGGCCAAGAACCGGCGACUGGAAUCUGAAACCUAUCCAAAAAUCCUUAUUGAUGGCCAGUGAUGCAUGCUCCUCAAACACGAGACGAAGCAGAGGUGGAGACGACGGACACCAGGGACUCAAAGCUGGAUAUGGAACCUCAUGUUCGCCGCAACCUGGGGAUGUAAAAGAUGGUGUGGCCCCAAAAUGCUUCUGUGGAAAAUAUGCCAUCUAUUACAUGCUGAAGACAAACAUCCACUCGAAUAGGCUAUUUUUUGGAUGCCCAUUGUUAAAGGUGACACAAUCACAUUGCAAAUUCUUUGUCUGGGUUGAUGACCACAUUGCAAGGGUCAGAGCUGUGGAGCCAACAAGGGGAUUAGGUGACGGCAAGCCGAAUGGUGUUGAAGAACAUUCGGGACGAGAUAACUUGAUUGCUCAUGUCGAGGAAAGAAUAGUAAACCUAGAGAAGCUACUGAACAAAAAGAGUAGAGAAGCAGAAUUGAAGAAGAAGAAUAAAGAAGCAACUGCAAGAGAGAAGGAGGCUUCAUCAAUAAAGUCUAAUGAUUAGAUCAAAACCAGAACCACAAGCACCUCUAAUAGGUUUAGAAACUUAAGAAUAAUUUCCUUCUUUGAUAUGGGCAAGAUGGUUGGAAUUUGAUUAUAUAUGUAGUGACGUGUUCUUGUUUUACCUAUAGAUACAUAUAUGUCUUAUGGUAUAUAUUUUUGUGAGUUGUGAGU